AUGGUGGCCGCCGGCCCGGCGGAUCCGAUCUCGGGUCUCACGCUGGAUGCAGCGGAUAUUCUCUUGUUGGUCAGCUUGCUGGCCAUCACACUUGUGGUGAACAAUGUCAUUCAGAAGCAGUCCUGGCCAAUUCCGGAGGCCAUCUCAACCAUCCUUGUGGGGAUCGGCCUGGGAGCCGUGGCCGCGGCAUUUCCGGAGGCAUUCUUGCUUCUAGAGGGUGCCAAAGUACUGGUUUUUGCAGCAUUUCCUGCACGUGUCCGGGUUGUUCCCGCAGACCUCUGA
Molecule: messenger RNA, 282 nt
Organism: Symbiodinium sp. CCMP2592
Lineage: Eukaryota; Dinophyceae; Suessiales; Symbiodiniaceae
Source: the annotation of a GenBank genome assembly